Molecule: messenger RNA, 1720 nt
Organism: Austrofundulus limnaeus
Lineage: Eukaryota; Metazoa; Chordata; Actinopteri; Cyprinodontiformes; Rivulidae
Gene: f9b
Product: coagulation factor IXb
Exons: 8
Coding region: 55-1638 (527 amino acids)
Biological process (GO): proteolysis; blood coagulation
Cellular component (GO): extracellular region
Molecular function (GO): serine-type endopeptidase activity; calcium ion binding
Source: RefSeq, a predicted model, not a curated record
ACAGUGUGUUGCUGUACUUUGGAGCGGUGGACGAGUCGGACAGGCAACAGCAAAAUGGCCAGAGUUUGUUUAAUGAUUUUUAUUGCCAGUUUCCCGCUGCAGAUCUAUGGAUUUGGUGCUGAGAUUGAAGACAAAAACACAGGAGCCGUGUUUGUGAGCCAGCAGGCAGCUCACAUGGUGCUGCAUCGCCAGCGAAGGCACAACAGUGGUCACCUGGAAGAAAUCUUUCAUAAGGCAGACCUGGAGCGAGAAUGCAAGGAGGAAGUCUGCACGAUGGAGGAGGCCAGGGAAGUGUUUGAGAACGAUGAGAAAACUAUGGAGUUCUGGGCCGUUCAUGUUGAUGGUGAUCAGUGUAGGCCACAACCCUGCCAGAAUGGAGGCGCAUGUCAAGAUGGAAUCAGCUCCUACAUCUGCUGGUGCCAGCCGAACUUCAGCGGCAAAAACUGUGAGAUCGCUAUAACCAAACUGUGCUCAGUUAACAAUGGUGGAUGUUCUCAUUUCUGCGCCAUGAGAAAUCACCGAGCUGUGUGUCUGUGUGCAGCGGGCUACAAACUACAACCAGACAGGAAGACCUGUGAGCCAAUAGUGCCGUUCAGUUGUGGUCAUGUGGUCCUGCCCCCUGGCACCAUCACCAGAUCCAUCAUACCGAUGCAAUCAUUGCCAUCCUCCAAUCAAACAAAUCAAAAUACAACCAUUAAUCAGCCAGACGACUAUGAUGCAGAUGAUAACCUCAGCCUUGCAGUAAAUGCAUCAGAUCCGUCCASCAGGCGUUUGAAAGAAGCAGGAAGCUCAGCUGAGGUUGAGGAAACAGAACCUCCCAUAGAGGAUUUUUCAUGGGGUUUCUCCACAUUCCCCAACGUAACAGCUGAAACAAACUCUGACCAGAGGAUUGUGGGCGGCGACGAGGCCAUUCCUGGAGAGAUACCUUGGCAGGUGGCACUGAUGACUCACUCAGAAUCUCUGAACAGAGCUGAGCCUUUCUGUGGCGGUUCUCUGGUUAGUGACAUUUGGGUGAUCACUGCCGCUCACUGUUUGAACAGUACAGAUCACAAAAGAAAAAAAAUUUUCGUCAGAGUUGGUGAGCAUGAUGUGAAUGUUCAUGAAGGUCCAGAAAGAAACCACGAUGUGGCCGAGCAGCACGUCCACCCCCUGUACGACUCGAUGAAGUCCCAGUACAACCACGACAUCGCGCUGCUGAAGCUUGCCGUCCCAGUGGAGCUGUCCAACCAGAGGCGUCCCAUCUGCCUGGGCCCCAAAGAGUUCAUUCAGAGCAUCCUCAGAGAGUCGACCAGCUCCCUGGUGAGCGGCUGGGGGAGGAUCCGUUUUCAGGGCCGCGAGGCCACCAAGCUUCAGAAGCUGUCGAUCCCCCACGUGGACCGGACCCUGUGUAAACACAGCAGCGGGGAUCACAUCACCCGAUACAUGUUCUGCGCCGGAUAUCCAGACGGCCAGAAGGAUUCGUGCCAGGGGGACAGUGGGGGGCCGCUUGCCACCAGUUACAAAGGAACCUGGUUCCUGACAGGCAUMGUCAGCUGGGGGGAGGAGUGCGCCCGGAGCGGCAAGUACGGCAUCUACACCCGGGUGUCGCGCUACUACAACUGGAUCAGUAAUAUUACAGGGAUCACACAUGUUCAAUAAAAAUUACUCAAACACAGCAUUGAGUUUGUUUGAUCACAAGGAAGCUUUUAACAUGAACUCCAAUAAAAGAUAUUAAAAUAUA